Messenger RNA from Dendrobium catenatum, 1251 nucleotides. RefSeq lists its product as uncharacterized. The record is from RefSeq and is a predicted model, not a curated record. The coding region runs from base 16 to 828 and encodes 270 amino acids. NCBI's taxonomy places the organism in Eukaryota, Viridiplantae, Streptophyta, Magnoliopsida, Asparagales, Orchidaceae. The transcript is spliced from 8 exons. Gene Ontology annotation, molecular function: hydrolase activity, acting on ester bonds.
GGCGAGGAAACGAAGAUGAGCGCAUGUGGCAAGGCGGCGGCGGUGGCGGUGAGGCUAUUCGACGCGCACUGCCAUCUCCAAGACCAGAGGAUCUUUGCGGUCACUCCCCAGAUCAUCCGCACGGCCAUCGACUCCGGAGUUCUCCUUUUCGCCGUCAAUGGCGUUUCCGAGAAGGAUUGGCAUAUUGUCAAGCAGAUGGGCGAGCAAUAUCCUUCAGUGAUUCCGUGCUUUGGCCUUCAUCCAUGGUUUGUUGCCGAGAGGUCGCCUGAAUGGAUGAGAUUAUUGAGAGAGUUCUUUGCAGAAACACCUUCCGCUGCCGUUGGUGAGAUUGGCCUGGAUAAGGGUUCACAUGGAAGGAAUAUUGAAUUUUCUCAGCAGGUGGAAGUGUUCCGGCAACAACUUGAACUUGCCAAGGAAUUAGAAAGACCAGUAUCCAUUCAUUGCGUGAGAGCUUUUGGUGAUCUUCUUGAAAUAAUGCAAUGUAUCGGUCCCUUCCCUGCUGGUGUAAUUCUGCAUUCUUUCAUGGGAUCUGCUGAGAUGGUGCCUGCAUUCACGCAGCUUGGUUCUUAUUUUUCCUUCUCUGGCUUUUUAACUUCAAUGAAAACUGAGAAAGCUAAGAAAAUGCUGAAAUCGGUGUCUAUUGAGAGGAUUCUAUUUGAGUCAGAUGCGCCAGAUGCAUUUCCCAAGUCACACGUAAAUUCUUCAUCACUUCUGGUUGAUAACUCCAUAGCACUCGGUCAUCAAAGCCCUGAAAUAUUGGCUACUAGUGCACCCAAUUUUCCAAAGGAGGAACUGAAUCAUCCAGCUAAUAUUCAGAUUGCAAGAUGAGAAGGAGACACGCUCUCCUCCGAUUCUCUUGCAGGCAUUAUGCGAUUCUUAUAUAUGCAUGUUAGAGAAGAUGAUUUGAGCACUAUGACGGAUGCCGAAUUUAGUUUGGAGACUAAGCAGAAUACGUCACAUCAUCCCUUCGCUCAGUAUUGUGGCUCGGUAUUGUUCGGUACCGCGGCUUGGUACCGCUGAUGUGGCUGCAUCUGAUUCGCCUCCGAACGUAGAGCUGUGUCCGGCCUCUGAACAAAAUAAUUUCUCCUAUGAUGGAGUGGUUAGUGAUUCUUAUGUAUGUUGAUUGGUUCAUUUAUAACCCUAAAUUUUUGUAUGAUACUAGAAUUCUUGAAUGUCCUAUGAAAUUGAAGAAAAUCCUUUAUUGUUUUAAAAUGUCGCAUAAAACCAGCAGCUUAAUUUUUAUUCCUUUUA